AUGGCCACCUCUGCAGCAGUGUCGUAUCCCGUGUUGCCGGAGAAGCUUCUGAUCAUCUCGCUCAAGAUGUACUUUACGCCUGCCCGCACGCUGCAGUACCUCCGCGACCUGCUCAACCCCGAGAACGAGAUUGUGCUGCCCAAAAACCGGUCAAAGCUGCUACUAGCCCUGAUCCCGGAUUUUUUGACUAUCUACCCUUCUGCAGAGAUCAUUCGCGAGUGGACGGCGAAGCUGCCACAAGGGUCUAACGAGGAUAAGCUGCCGCCUCCGUUUCUGCUUGGUGGUCAAGAUGCCUUUUGGGAUGCUACUGGCGCAUACACGGGUGAGGUCUCGCCGCAGUCUCUGCACGAGAUCGGCGCGUCUAUUGUCGAAUUGGGACAUGCAGAGCGGCGCGCCAUCUUUGGUGAGACGGACGAGAUCACCGCGAAAAAGGCCGCUGCUGCUUCAGCACAGGGAUUGAUUCCGCUCGUGUGCAUUGGCGAAAUCAGUGCUCCGGGGCAGGUUGCAUCGCAGGCGGUUGGGUUGGCUGUGAGUGAAUGCGAGGUGCAGAUUCAGGCUGUCCUGAAAGCUAUUCCGUCGCAUGCCCCUGUUAUCUUUGCGUAUGAGCCUGUCUGGGCAAUCGGUAAACCGGAGCCUGCUGGGGUUGACCAUGUCUCGGCCGUUGUUGCAGGUAUUCGUACCGUUGUAGGGAAGCGGGACGGCGAUGUUAGGGUUUUGUAUGGCGGCAGUGCUGGACCCGGUCUUUGGGGCCAGGGAGGCCUGGGCAAGGCUGUCGAUGGUAUGUUCCUCGGCCGCUUUGCUCAUCAGGUCGACGGAGUGAGGAAAGUCGUAAGAGAGGUGGAAGAAACAUUCUAA
Messenger RNA from Talaromyces rugulosus, 855 nucleotides. RefSeq lists its product as uncharacterized. The record is from RefSeq and is a predicted model, not a curated record. Gene Ontology annotation, biological process: glycerol catabolic process; gluconeogenesis; glyceraldehyde-3-phosphate biosynthetic process. Gene Ontology annotation, molecular function: triose-phosphate isomerase activity. Lineage: Eukaryota; Fungi; Ascomycota; Eurotiomycetes; Eurotiales; Trichocomaceae. Bases 1 to 855 code for a protein of 284 amino acids. Gene Ontology annotation, cellular component: cytosol. The transcript has a single exon.